AUGACCCCAACGGAGAACACGCAAACCCUCUGUGGAAUUGACUGUCUGCGUCAGAAGAUCCGCUGCGGAAGCACACGCCUGGGCGGGAAGGGCGCGUCUGGUGGUCAGCGUCGGGAGCUGAGGCCAGCUGGUGCUUGCGAGAUAAACAAGCUCUUCCUGAUCAACAACGAGCUAAUGGGUAUCACCCGCAACGCCUUCGCCGGCCUCGAGUCCUCCCUGCAGCAUAUCUACAUCAAGGACCCUGGACUCUACGACAUCCCCUUCGACACCCUCGACAACCUGGCCAACCUGAGGACCUGCGUGCUGGAGGACACGGACAUCAUCGAGAUCCCGAGGUUGUACUCACUCUCGAAGUUGGAGUUCCUGAAGAUCGACGGCUCGAGGGUGAGCUCCAUUCCUUCGGCGGCUUUCAGGUUCAUGCCCAACAUGAAGAAGGUGCACAUUUCGAACAGCCUUUUGAAGGAGGUCAAAGGGAAUGCACUUGAGGGCCUGGUGUACCUGAAGGAAGUCAAUUUCUCCAAUAAUAUCAUCGACUGGAUUCAUCCGCGGGCUUUCAGGACUCUCAACGCCGUCGAGCACUUGUCUCUUGCCGGAAAUGGCUUGUCUGACGCGGGUAUGGCCGUCCUGGCUGCGAGGGAGAUGAGAGAGCUCAGAAUCCUUGACAUGAGCCGCAACAAAAUCGUCGAGCUCAAAAAGGGGACGUUCGUUGACAUGCCGAACAUCCAGACGAUCAACCUCAGCGAAAACUUGGUCUCGAAGAUCGACCACGGCGCCUUCUUCCGCCUCCCCUCCGUCCGGAAACUCGACAUCAGCGGCAACGCGAUCGGGGAAUUCCACGCCGAUAUAUUCACAGAGUCGUCCAAUCUAGAGCACCUCAGCGUCGCUAGCAAUAACCUUACAUUCGUCGCCGAAAUGAGGUACAUCGCUCGGUCCCUCCCGAAUCUACGAAGUCUGGACAUCAGUAAAAAUCUUCUGAAAGCCGAUCAUCCAAAGGCAUUCGAGGGGCACCCCAAGCUGGAGGCCCUGAAGGUCGACCACAACAAGAUCGAGAGGCUGCAGCCAGGGACCUUCAAAGGCCUCCCAAAUCUGAGAGAAUUAUACUUGAGUCACAACCUGAUUAGAAGUGACCACAGUGAGCAACUGUGGAAUUUGCCAAAGCUCCGGGUACUCGACAUGUCCCACAACGAACUACGAAAGGUCGACGAUUCACUGUUCGAAGGUUUACCUCAUGUUAGCAGCGUGGAUCUUAGUUUCAACCUCAUUACCGACAUCAGUGCGGAAGCCUUCUUCGGCUCCCCUCAGGUGAAGAAUUUGAACAUGUCCUUCAACAGCAUAGGACUCUUGCCUGAAAAUGUCUUCCAGGUUCUCACAGAGCUGUUUGAACUGGAAAUGAGUUUUAAUGAGUUGACGGUUUUGUCCAGUGGUCUCUUCAAGGGGCUGACCAAACUGGAAUACCUUCAUGUCACCCACAACCAAAUCACCACAGUCGAACCAGGCACAUUCAGAGAUACAGGAAGCCUUCAGUACCUUGACCUCUCCGCCAAUUUCAUCCAAGAACUCCCUUCGGAGGCUCUGAGCAAGCUCGCCUCCCUCAAAGUGCUAAAACUCAACCGAAAUGCCAUCAACAAGGUCCAGGACAGCUACCUUUCAGGCCUGAAAGCCAUAGAGCACCUCGACCUCUCCAACAACCACAUCCAAGCGUUCAACCCGGUAGCCUUCACAGACAUGAGCCACCUUCGGGACGUGGACCUCAGCGUCAACUACAUCCAGAGCCUCCACCCAGACAUGUUCUCCUCCACGAAGCUCUUAGAGAAGCUCAACGUCAGCCACAACUAUAUUUCGAGCAUCGGCCAUGAAGCUUUCGUUAACCUGAAGAAGCUUCGUAUCCUCGACCUCACAAACAACUCGCUCACCGAUCUGGGAGACGCAGUGAUCGACCUCCCAGACCUCCAGGCUCUCUUCCUCAGCGAAAACUACAUCAACAGCCUCAAGAACUUGUCCUUCGCCGGCCUGUCAAGCCUCAGCAUCCUGCACUUCAAGAACAACGGCCUACAGACCUUUGAGACAACAGCCUUCCACGGACUGAGGUCCCUUGUGUACCUAGAUCUUCGAAACAACAACCUGGUGGAACUAAAUCCAGAUUCCUUCGUGGGUAUGACGUCGCUCCAGGAAAUGCAAAUCAGCAAAAACCAGAUUUCCGUCGUGAAGGACUUCUCAUUCUCGGAUCUCCCGGCGCUGAGGAGCUUAGAACUGCAGGAUAAUGUGAUCACGGAGAUCGGAGGACGCGCUUUCUUUAACGUCCCGACCAUGAAGUUCCUCAACCUCAGUCGCAACGGCCUUCAGGACAUUCCAGAAGAUGCCCUCGGGAAGAUUCCGUCGCUCGAUGUCCUGGAUUUGAGCUCAAACUUUAUCCUGGAGAUCAAGGAUUCCUCCUUCUAUCGUCUGGAGUGGCUCACCUGUGCUCAUGAUGCACGAUAACGACCUCUGCCGCAUGUCGCCGGGGGCCUUCGGCAGGCAGCGCGCCCUUCGAAUCCUCACACUCAACAACAACCAACUGAAGAGACUGCACCUCCACGCCCUCGGGAACACCAUCAAGGGCCU
Penaeus chinensis is the source of this 2601-nucleotide messenger RNA. RefSeq names its product protein artichoke-like. Gene Ontology annotation, molecular function: protein binding. The record is from RefSeq and is a predicted model, not a curated record. NCBI's taxonomy places the organism in Eukaryota, Metazoa, Arthropoda, Malacostraca, Decapoda, Penaeidae.